AUGGCUCAACGUGUUACCCUCCGCAAGCGCAAGUCGUACAACACCACCUCUAACCGCAGACGCGUGAUUAAGACUCCCGGAGGCAAACUCGUUUACCACCACCUUAAAAAGCUCGGCUCUGCCCCCAAAUGCGGUGACUGCGGUAUCGCCCUUCCCGGUGUCCCCGCCCUCCGCCCCCGUGAAUAUGCCACCAUCUCCAAGCGCCAGAAGACUGUGCAGCGUGCUUAUGGUGGAUCAAGAUGCGGUGACUGCGUCAAGUCCCGCAUUCUCCGUGCUUUCCUGGUGGAGGAGGCCAAGAUUGUGAAGAAGGUUAUCAAGUCGCAGGAGAAGACUGCCCGCAAGUAA
Molecule: messenger RNA, 345 nt
Organism: Psilocybe cubensis
Lineage: Eukaryota; Fungi; Basidiomycota; Agaricomycetes; Agaricales; Agrocybaceae
Exons: 3
Coding region: 1-345 (114 amino acids)
Biological process (GO): translation
Cellular component (GO): ribosome
Molecular function (GO): structural constituent of ribosome
Source: RefSeq, a predicted model, not a curated record